GAAAACCCGAAGACGCUCUGCGGAGCUGCGCGGGUGGGUGCCAAAAGCGCAGGGCAGACUGGCAAAAUCUCUCGGCCCAAAUUCGUCCCAAAUGGCUCGGAGGCAGGAAGAGCCGCGAGCGGGCGCGCCCUUGAGGGCGGAAGGCAAGGCCGACGCGGAGGUUAAGCUCAUUCUGUAUCACUGGACGCAUUCCUUCAGUUCUCAAAAGGUGCGCUUGGUAAUUGCUGAAAAGGCACUGAAGUGCGAGGAACAUGAUGUAAGUCUGCCCCUGAGUGAGCACAAUGAGCCUUGGUUUAUGCGUUUGAACUCAACUGGAGAAGUGCCUGUCCUUAUCCACGGGGAAAACAUAAUUUGUGAGGCCACUCAGAUCAUUGAUUAUCUUGAACAGACUUUCCUGGAUGAAAGAACACCCAGGUUAAUGCCGGAUAAGGAAAGCAUGUAUUACCCACGGGUGCAGCAUUACCGAGAGCUUCUUGACUCCUUGCCAAUGGACGCCUAUACACAUGGCUGCAUUUUACAUCCUGAGCUAACUGUGGACUCCAUGAUCCCAGCUUAUGCAACCACAAGGAUUCGCAGCCAAAUUGGUAACACAGAGUCAGAACUGAAGAAACUUGCCGAGGAAAACCCUGAUUUACAAGAGGCAUAUAUUGCCAAACAGAAGCGGCUUAAAUCAAAGCUGCUUGAUCAUGACAAUGUGAAAUAUUUGAAGAAAAUUCUUGAUGAGUUGGAGAAGGUCUUGGAUCAGGUUGAAACUGAGUUGCAAAGAAGAAACGAAGAAACCCCAGAAGAGGGCCGCCAGCCUUGGCUCUGUGGAGAAUCCUUCACCCUGGCAGAUGUCUCACUUGCUGUCACAUUGCAUCGACUGAAGUUCCUAGGGUUUGCAAGGAGAAAUUGGGGAAAUGGAAAGCGACCAAACUUGGAAACCUAUUACGAGCGUGUCUUGAAGCGAAAAACAUUUAACAAGGUUUUAGGACAUGUCAACAAUAUAUUAAUCUCUGCGGUGCUACCAACAGCAUUCCGGGUGGCCAAGAAAAGAGCCCCAAAAGUUCUUGGCACCACCCUUGUAGUUGGUUUGCUUGCAGGAAUGGGCUAUUUUGCUUUUAUGCUUUUUAGAAAGAGACUUGGCAGCGUGAUACUAGCGCUUAGACCCAGACCAAAUUAUUUCUAGGCUUGUUGGGAUCUGGUAGGGGCAACUCACCCAGCCAUUCAGCUAGACCCUUGUCCACGCUCCUGGACCUAGUGAAGAAUUAUCCUGGGCAACUAGUAAAAGACAUAAUUCACUUUACUCUUUGAAUAGUUUGUAUGGGGAGAGGUAGUUAUGAAAAUGUUUUUAUAGGCUGAUAAGUGAGAUGACUGUAAACUUGAACUAAUGUAUUCUUAAAACAUGUGCAAGGUCCAGAUAUGUAAAUACUGACAGAGACUAGACCUUUAACCCAAUAUUGCCAGUUCAAAGUCUAAAUUACUUUCUGGGAGAAGGUUAUAAUUAUGAGCAGACAGUAGUGAUAAUUGUGACUGCCUAUAGCUGUCCCUUUGAGAAUUAUCUGGAUAUAUUGAUUAAAUACAGUAUCUUUCCCUAGAACUCAGAACUCAGACAGCAUCAGGACCUCACACUGCUUUAUCCUACCAUUACUAGCUUCAGACAGAAAUACGGGAGGCAAAGGGAAAAGGAGGAGGGAAGAAUAGGAGAAUGAGGCCUAUAUAGAGUAGAGCAGUAGAUGUAACCUUUAGUUUUCUCCAGUGUCACUCAUGGUUGCCCGCCUCCUUGGUAAACAUAAUGUUUAAGUCCUCAUGGCCACAGCGCCCACACACACAUUCUUGUAAUUGAGAACUCUUGGGAAGAGAGGGCUGGGAAGCUACUGAGGAGUAGUGAGCUGGAGAGAACCCCAGGCUUUACAUACAUUGCACCUCACUUGACCUUGAAUACUUAUGAACCAUACUUAUUGAUUUAAUAAAAUUAAGUGACUACUUGAGCAUGAGAUGUCCAUUGGAACAUGUCUGCCUAGCAUUUACGUGAAUGUCAAGUGAUAUGAAGACGGUUCCUCCUGGUCCCUAAUUCAACGGGACCAUGGGAGAUCUUAUUCCUGUCUACCACUAUGUCCAGUCAUGUGAGGGGCUUGGCCUCUACAUCCCUCUUUGUACACACAAGUGGCAUGUAGAUAAAUGUCCCACAUCAUAGCAUAGCAUUUGUCUGGGUAGUGGUUAUUUUGAGGAGUAUCAAGUACCCUCAUUCUUCAUUUUGGGUGGCUUAUAUAUACACAAGCUGUUGUCCAGGCCUUGCAUUUAUGUAUGUAUGAUCGUCAACAAAGUCUUAAAUUGAGAAAGAGAAAUGUCUAGUCUUUGCCUUUGGCAAUUAAUUUAGAGGAGAUGAAAUAGAUAGGUAAGAAGUCCACCUGUAUCAUCCAUAUAUGUCUAGGCAUUUUGGGGAUACCUCAGUCCAUCUGGAAGACACAGUCCCAGUUGUUCAGUGAACAACCACAGCACUGUAACAUGAUGUGUGCUCAAGAAAAGUCUUCCAUAGUGACAGGAAGGCAGUUUCUCCUGAGCUGGCCAUCAAGGCUUUGAGAGCAAUUCAAAGUGGGUAGAUUGUUCAGAGAAGAUGAGCUCAGGUUCUAGAGGGUAGUAAAAACUUACCUGGACUGUCUCAGAUGGGCUGCGAAAAUAGUCAAAGAAUGUACUGAUGUUUUCAUUAGUAGAGAGCAGUGAAACUAGGAAACAUGAGUUUUUCUUUUUUUUUUCUUUUUUGGUACCAGGGAUCGAACUCAGGACCUUGUGCUUGCGAGGCAGGCAGCGGAACCACUGAGCUAAAUCUCUGGUCCAGGAAACAUGACUUUUUGAUGGUAAAGUGAUUCUGUAAUUCUGUUUUGAUUCUAUAUUCCAUUUCAUGAUCUAGUUAUAUUUUAAAUCUUGAUAAACUGAAUAUUCCCUGUUUAUGAAAAACGAAUAACACCUCCAGAUUGAACUCAGUCCAACAAUAAUGACUAUAGAUUCAGCUUUUCUAAUGUCUUAAUUUUGCAAAUCAGCGUGUCAUCUUACGGUGUGCCUGAAUCUGUUUGUUUCUGGGUCAUUCCAAUCCACAUAUUCAUGAAAGAGCUAUAAAAUUGAUUAUUGAUUAUUAUCUAGUUCAUAGCAUUUCAGAAUCAUUUAUGUCACUCUAUUAAGAAUAAGAACUGAGAUAUGAAGAAAUAAAUUUGGCUUCUUACGAAAAUCUACAAAGGAUAUUUACCUGUGAAAGUGUUGUUGAUGAAGAAUAAAGAUUGGAAGCUUAUUAUUAGUUUUUCUUUCAAUUAUUACUGAAUCAGAGGACAUCGAAGAAGUAUUUAUAACUUUCUUAUGAAAUUUUUUUGGAGAUAUACUUUUGUCAAUAUUAAAGAUGAAACUUCCUAGCAAUUUCACUUGUUUCAUGGAUAUUCCUAACAGGCUUUAAAAACAUUUGUCUGGUGAUGUAAUGACCACUAGAUGCCGCUGUUCAUCCAGUGGUCUAACGGAGUGUUAGGUCCAGCCUGUCUCCUGAGAUGUUUCAAGGGAAGAUAAACGUGAAUGACCUUAGCUCUGAAUGGGACAUCUUCAUCAGAUGAUUCACCUGUAAGAAAGCUGGAGACAAAUGUAACAUUGAUUUUUAAUGCUUUGUAAAGUGAUAACAGCACUAUGCCAUGCCAAGCUAAAGAGUUGAACACGCACUGUUAGCUAAAUAGGCACUUCUACAUAUCUUCUUUUUCAUGAUCAUUGAUGAUUGGCCAGUGUGCACCUUAUUUUCUAAAAUUUGUAUAAGUAUCACAAGUAGAAAAUGCCUGAGGUACUAAAACUAUAUUGGCUAUUAUGUCUUAAUACUCAUACAUGCUCUUUUAUUGUUAUUGUGAUUAUAUGCCUUCUAAAUCUCAAAUACUUGAAAAUUGCUUGCUCAAUUUUUAGUAAUUAUUGCUAUUGACAUCAGAGUUGUAGAUUUUUGUUGGUAUUGAAUGUUAUAGAAAGAUAAGAUACUAUUCUUCCUAUAAGAUCAAUAAACAUAAUUGGCAAAUAAAUAUGGACCCAAAGA
Heterocephalus glaber (naked mole-rat) is the source of this 4033-nucleotide messenger RNA. It is a transcript of the gene Gdap1, whose product is annotated as ganglioside induced differentiation associated protein 1. Gene Ontology annotation, cellular component: mitochondrial outer membrane. The record is from RefSeq and is a predicted model, not a curated record. NCBI's taxonomy places the organism in Eukaryota, Metazoa, Chordata, Mammalia, Rodentia, Bathyergidae. Gene Ontology annotation, biological process: mitochondrial fission; mitochondrial fusion.